Molecule: messenger RNA, 2189 nt
Organism: Podarcis muralis (Common wall lizard)
Lineage: Eukaryota; Metazoa; Chordata; Lepidosauria; Squamata; Lacertidae
Source: RefSeq, a predicted model, not a curated record
ACGAGCCCGCCUCUAGGAAGCGCCGCUUGGCGGAGCUGUUUCCGGAGCUUGGGUCGCUAUGGCUACCGGGACCGCCGCUCCGGCGAGUGCUGGAAUAAGCAGCUGCGCCGUGAACUCCUUGAUGCCACCUGCCUGAAAAGGGUAACGGAUUUUUAGGACAGGAAUCGCCAUGACCAUUAUUGCCUCCCAUAGUGGCUUUCAUCAAUACAAAGGAGAAACAGACCCUGUCAUCGGACUUACAAUUUAAAAAGUCAAGACACCCAAGGAAAGAGGAGUGGUGGAAAAAGGAAGACAAGGGACGAAGCAAAAUGGAGAAUUCAUCUUCAAGCAUAGAAUCUGAAUACAUCAAGAACCUCCAACAGCAAAUUUACUUCCUUGAACUGGAAGCUAAUUUUCUUCGUGAUCAGGCUAAAAAACACACCAAACUGCAACCUCUCAUUGCAUCUGAAAAAGAACAAAUGCUGCAAAAGCUACAGGAAUUACAGUCUUAUUCUGAUGGCCUUCAGCUGGAGCUAAAGAGAAAAGAAAGUGGUUUGAACAUACUGAAGACAGAGAGGGAACAACUUAGUAACCAGAUCAACAUGGCUGAUGAGUGUCAUUCGAAAGAGAAACAGGCUUUGGUAGAAGAAAUCAUAGCACCAAAGAGAAAGAAGGAACAAAAUGACAGACAGAUCUCUGCAAAAGAGGUAGAGAUACUGCGUGCUCAACAGGAACUAGAGCAGCAACAGAUGAACCUGAGUAACACAGAACAUACUAUCCUUGUACUACAAGCAAAGGUUAAGCAACGGUCAGAACAGCAGAAGGCGGUGGAGUUGCAGCUUUCUGAAAAGAGGCAGGAGUUAUUGAAAGUUCAAUCUGCUGUGAAUGAAAUGGAAGAUAAGAUCUUUAAGAAAACAGCAGCGAUGCAAGAACAAAUCACUCACGAACUACGGAAUGAGAUAUCUCUCCUUCAUCAACAAAUACGUGAGAGAGAGCUACUAGCAGAACAGGAUCGUUUCUUAAGAAGUAAAAUGGUGGGUGAUUAUACAGCACUGAACAAGGAAAAUUCUGCACUGCGGUCCAGGCUCUUGGAACUUACCAGACAAACAAACAUUGAGAAAGCACUCAAGGAGGAGAGCUAUACAUCACACUCUGCCAGCAUUGCUCAGUUUCUUACUUUGAAAGAUCGUGAAGAACAUCUGCAACAAGAGAUCAAGAGGCACCAAGAACUCCUGAAACAGGAAAAUAACAUCUUCCAGGAUUUUGAGGAUAAGAUUAGAAUUUUGGAAAAAGGAAACACAUCUUUUAAGUUAAGCAUUGCAACAAUGAGCAGUCAAGUAACUGAAGCAAGAGCCUUGUUGGACAGAGAGGAGCAGGACAAUGUUGAACUAAAAAGAGACAAAGUUCUGCUGGUUGAUCUUGCAUCUAAUCUACAGAACCAGCUCAUUGAUAAAGAAAGCAGUCUUCUACAGACUUCCAAUAAGAUGCUGCAGCUGGAUGAAGCAAUAUCAGCGUUAAAAACAAGGCAUGUGUUACAUCAGUCUCUUGAAUCAGAAAAAUGGGAUAAAAUCUCCAAAAUGGCAAAUUCCAUGAAGAAACUCAACAAGUCAAUGACAGAUGUUGUAGUCAAAAUGGGAAAAUAGGAAUCUGGUAUUGUAGAUGGGUUUUGAUGUCUUAGAAUUUUGAACACUGAUGAAUUUAAAACAUUUAUAUGGUGUCAUGUGACCUAGACAAUUAAUAGUAGAAAUUGGCUCCCCUACAUUUCUACUGUUAGAGGUGUCUGCUGGAUCAAAAGUUCUUUCCACAAGCAGAGUGGCACACCUGGGUUUCACCUACAAUGUUUAGGGUUUUUCAUCUGUUUUUGUAGACCAUCAUAUAAUUGAACAUUUUGUAUGUCCUCUUAUAUGUAUAUAGUGUGUGUGUGUGGUUGUGUGUGACUUGCUCUUCAGUGCAUCAUAUUAGAGCACCUUCUGAUGGUAGUCUUAGCAUAUCUUAGUUGAUAUGGUCCAACUUAAGCAUUUCCUUGGCUGGUUGUUUUAUAUGGUAAUACAUUGAUCUUUAUAAUUUAUAUAUAAAGUUUAAGCACUGAUACCUUGCCAGCAAAAAGUUUUGGUAAUCUGUAGAUGAAAAUCCACUGGCUUCUAUGACCCUUCUAUGUUUAUGUUUAAAUGUGUCUGUUUAAAAAUAUGUUAAAAAACCCCAAAACCCCA